This is a messenger RNA of Lasiodiplodia theobromae, 618 nucleotides long. Its product is annotated as GTPAse inhibitor. NCBI's taxonomy places the organism in Eukaryota, Fungi, Ascomycota, Dothideomycetes, Botryosphaeriales, Botryosphaeriaceae. The transcript is spliced from 2 exons. The record is from RefSeq and is a predicted model, not a curated record. Gene Ontology annotation, cellular component: cytoplasm. Bases 1 to 618 code for a protein of 205 amino acids.
AUGUCCAACAUCGACGCCAAGGUCGCUGCCAUUGUCGACAAGCCCCAUGAUUCCGACGACGAGGAUGCCCUGAUCGCCGAGCUCGAGGACGACGAUGCCCUCGACGCCUUCCGCGAGCAGCGCCUGCAGCAACUCCACCAAGAGUUCACCCGCGCCAAGCAGAUGCGCAACUCGGAGCAUGGCACCUACCAGGAGAUCAAGGAGGAGAAGGCCCUGAUGGACAUCACCACCUCCACCAAGCUGUGCGUCGUGCACUUCUUCCAUGCCGACUUCAACCGCUGCCGCAUCAUGGACAACCACCUCGAGACGCUGGCUCCCAAGCACUUCGACACCCGCUUCCUGCGCAUCAACGUAGACAACGCUCCUUUCCUCGUAACCAAGCUGAAGGUCCAGGUUCUGCCCUGCGUCAUUGCCUUCGUCGAUGGUCAGGGUGUCGACCGCAUUGUAGGCUUUGAGGGUCUUGGAUAUGGCACGGACAAAUUCACCACCAGCGACCUGGAAAGGCGCCUGCUGAAGUGCGGCGUGCUGGUGCGCGAGAAGAUGACCGAGGGACAGACUGCUACGCUAAGGCGAGCCAAGAAGGAGGAAGAGGAAUACGACGAUGAUGAUUGGGACUGA